AUGUCGUCAUUGACUCCAAAAGAGCUUAAUCAAUUAUCUGAAGAUACAGGUCUCAGUAAAUUAUCAAUACAAGAUUGGCAUAAACGUUUUACACAUGAUUGUCCAAGUGGUAGUUUAUCAAAAGAACGUUAUUUAAAUCUUUAUCGUGCAUAUUAUCCUCGUGCACGUAAUUCUGAUGGUUAUGCUCAAAUGUUUUUUACGACAUUUGAUGAUGAUCGUGAUCAAGCAUUGAAUUUUCGUGAAUUCUUACGUAUUGUUGCUAUUACACAAGGUACAGAUGAAAAAGCUAAACUUGAAAUAGCUUUUAAAGCAUAUAAUCGAAAUCAUUUGGAAAAUAAUUUAUCACGUAAACAUUUUCGAAGUGUUAUUACAACAAUAUUAGAUCUUGUUGAAACACCUGAUGAUCAAGAAGAAGAAGAUGGUAGUAAUAAUGAAGAAAAACGUGAGAAAAUUAUUGAAUGGACAUUAAGAUGUUUAGGUUUUGAUGAUAAAAAUGAAAUAUCAAGAAAAGAAUUUGUUCGUCGUUGUAAAGAUGAUGCAAAUUUAUAUGAAUUUUUAUCAUUUCAUUGUGUACCAAAGCCAAAUUGUCCCGAUGGUGAUUUACGAGGAAAAGAUAAAUAUAAAAUAUCAAUUAAAACAGGUACGGAAGGUAAAAAAUUAAUAGGAAAUAAAUCUGGUACAAAUGCAAAUGUUUUUCUAAUUGUACAUGGUGAAACAGCAAAUUCCGAAUCAAUACAAUUGCAAAAUUCACAUACACAUAAAGAUCCAUUUGAACAUGGACAUACGGAUAUAUUUACACAAUUCUUACCUUCAUUAGGAGAAAUAAAAGGUGCAACAUUAUGGCAUACAGGUGAUAAAAAUCAAGGUUGGUAUGUUGAUAAUCUUUUAAUUACAAAUGAAACAUUAAAUCAAACAACUUAUUUUCCUGUACAACGUUGGCUUGAUUCGGAUGAAUAUGACAAAAUGACAAAAGUUGAACUCGUUCCAGAUCAACCACCCGGUUAUGCUCAAUAA
Adineta steineri is the source of this 1014-nucleotide messenger RNA. The record is from the annotation of a GenBank genome assembly. NCBI's taxonomy places the organism in Eukaryota, Metazoa, Rotifera, Eurotatoria, Adinetida, Adinetidae.